UACUGUACAUAACUUAACUAUCCAACCCUUGAUUAAUCUGAUUAAUCACCACCACAGUUCAACCGGAGGAAAAGAAACCCAAGGGAGCCGAUAUGCCGGGACCCAGCCAAAAGCCGAAAAAACUAAAGGACUACCAUUGAUAUGGACCUCUAACCGCUCUCAGUCCUUCACCUCCACUGCCUACUAAGCAACCAUUAACUAUGGCCUCCACCGUCUACCGCCGGCAAUGAGGCCUAAACUCCGCCUCGGCCUUUCUUUGAUAACAACCUCCCACUCUUCUCUCUCCACUUCUCUCUCAUCUCUCUCUCCCCCUUUCCUCACUUCCCCUCGCUUGGGGCUUCAUCUGCUGUUUCAUUUUCACUCGGAUGCCCAUCAUGAGUGACGAUUCAGGUGUUCAAUUUGUGACUUCUAGGCCAAGGAAGCGACCGCAUCAUGAAAUAGCAAGAGCUACACCCCCACAAUUUUCCGGCGGCGAGUCAUCAUCGUCCAGGACGCUUCCUCCGCCCUCGCCACCACGACGGCGGUAUCCCGGAGAUGGCUUUGACUUUCGUCGGCCCAUCGCAUCGGCGACCCCCAACGCAGAAGAAGUCAUCGACUUGACCCUGGACUCAGAUCCUCCUCAGCCCAACGCAACUCACGAUGUUCGGAAUAACCACCAAGAUCACUCCACACAAAUCUCACAAUCGAGGGUCCCGGUAGUGGUGGAUCUGGAAGAAGAAUAUGAAGACUUGACGCAAGAUGAACCUCCCAGCAGCCCGGAGGUACAGUUUAUUGGUGCUACCGCUCGGCCUUCACGACCUCCUCCAUCCUCGACGAUUCCAGAAUGGGCACCACAGUUAUUAAGGAUCUUCAACAUGUCACAGGGCAGGUUCCCCGCACGACAUCGAGUCUUGCGGCCACCAGAUGUGGACGUAUCAUAUAUUGGAGAGCAUCCAGCGGGCGCUAUUGACCUGACGUUUAAUUUCGACAUGCGAAGACCUGACGUGAGAAGACCUGAAAGACCCCCGGCGAGCGCCUACAAGCCGCCGAGCCCUCCACCGGAUGGAUUCACAAGGACUCUUGAAGAGGAUGACGUUGUGGUAUGCCCUAACUGCGACGGGGAGCUGGGCGUUGGCGAUGAGAUUAGGCAGCAAACAUGGGUAGCAAAGCAAUGUGGACAUGUAUACUGUGGCCGUUGUGCCCACCACCGCUCCAAGGCCAAAUCAAAAAAGUCGUCCUCCACAAAACCAUUCUCUGUAUGUCAGGUGCCAGACUGUGGCAAACCAGUCAGCUCACACAAAGCCAUGCUUCAAAUCUAUCUCUGACCCAUGGUCCAUCUUGCUGCAUUUUUGAGGAUUUGGGAGUCAUGAGAACAGGUUUGCAUUUGGUUGCAUGUUGCUGGCGUUUAACUGCGGGG
Molecule: messenger RNA, 1396 nt
Organism: Aspergillus fijiensis CBS 313.89
Lineage: Eukaryota; Fungi; Ascomycota; Eurotiomycetes; Eurotiales; Aspergillaceae
Product: putative RING finger domain protein
Exons: 3
Coding region: 366-1304 (312 amino acids)
Cellular component (GO): SUMO-targeted ubiquitin ligase complex
Molecular function (GO): ubiquitin-protein transferase activity
Source: RefSeq, a predicted model, not a curated record